Molecule: messenger RNA, 793 nt
Organism: Achroia grisella
Lineage: Eukaryota; Metazoa; Arthropoda; Insecta; Lepidoptera; Pyralidae
Gene: Tctp
Product: translationally-controlled tumor protein homolog
Exons: 3
Coding region: 91-609 (172 amino acids)
Cellular component (GO): cytoplasm
Molecular function (GO): calcium ion binding
Source: RefSeq, a predicted model, not a curated record
UUCUUUGAACGGCCCUUUCCGGUUUAGUUCUUGGGCCUAGGAGCCGUAGUUUCGGUUUUUAUUAUUUUUAAUCGCCUCUAAUCCUACAAAAUGAGAAUCUAUAAGGAUAUUAUUACUGGUGACGAAAUGUUUUCGGACACAUACAGAGUGAAACUUAUCGACGAAGUUAUAUACGAAGUCACCGGUAAAUUGGUAACGAGGCAUCAGGAUGAUAUUAAAAUCGAUGGGUUCAACCCUUCAGCGGAGGAAGCCGACGAGGGAACAGAUAGUAAUGUGCAAAGCGGCGUGGACAUAGUGCUAAAUCAUAGGCUAGUGGAAACGUACGCCUUUGGAGACAAAAAAUCCUACACGUUAUACCUUAAGGAUUACAUGAAAAAAUUAGUAGCAAAAUUGGAAGAAAAGGCCCCCGACCAAGUGGAUGUAUUCAAGACUAAUACCAAUAAAGUAAUGAAGGACAUCCUUGGCAGGUUUAAGGAGUUACAGUUCUUCACCGGUGAAUCCAUGGACUGUGAUGGUAUGGUUGCCAUGAUGGAGUACAGAGACAUUGACGGUGCCUCUGUGCCCGUUAUGAUGUUCUUCAAACAUGGCCUUGAGGAGGAGAAGUUCUAAUUGUACUGCAUAAGUGAAACUCAAUAUUCCAUAUAUCUGAAGCCUCAACAUUAACUUUUUUUAUUUAUUUACAACAAAAUCAUAUCUGCAUCAGCUGAAACCGGCUCUUUCCACCACAAGGCUGAAUUAUUGUAAUAUUAAACAAUGUUACAUAACUAUUAUAAAUAAAUUAAUGAACGACUAA